This is a messenger RNA of Ilyonectria robusta, 1629 nucleotides long. Its product is annotated as major facilitator superfamily domain-containing protein. Gene Ontology annotation, molecular function: transmembrane transporter activity. The transcript is spliced from 4 exons. Bases 1 to 1629 code for a protein of 542 amino acids. NCBI's taxonomy places the organism in Eukaryota, Fungi, Ascomycota, Sordariomycetes, Hypocreales, Nectriaceae. Gene Ontology annotation, biological process: transmembrane transport. The record is from RefSeq and is a predicted model, not a curated record.
AUGCCCUUAGGUAUCCUCCCGGACCAGAAGCUCGAGCAUGUCCCGGGUACUUCGCCUCUCACCCAGCUGGGGAGGGAGGAUCAGGAAGUGACUCCCGGGGUCAACACCGACAUCCUCAAACACGACCCGACGGGGCAGUUCAUUUUGGUCCCCCAGCCCUCGGAAUCUCCAAAUGACCCUUACAAUUGGCCACGGUGGAAGAAGGAAAUGUUCACUGUUGCCAUUGCAUAUGGCUGUGGUUGUGUUGGAGCUGUCGGACCACUGCUCACAUCAGCCUUCGUCCCCCUUGCCGAGGAGUGGGGUGUAUCUCUCUCGAAUUUCAGCCUGGGAUGCAACGGAGCCUGUAUUGCAUCCAUCGCCCUAGGAAGCCUCAUCUGCAACUCGCUGGCCGUGAAGAUCGGCAAGCGGCCCAUCUAUUUGGUGACCAGUGUUGGCUUGUUUGUAUCGUGUUUCUGGGCCGCCGAAGCCAAAAGCUUUGCGUCUCUCGUCGCCGCUCGCGCAAUUCAAGGAUUUUGCAUGGCUCCUAUGGAAGCGUUGGUGCCAGCCUCCAUCGCUGACAUCUGGUUCAUCCAUGAACGUGGUUAUCGGACAGCUAUAUUUAAUCUGGGUGUUCUCGGUGGAAUCAACCUAGCUUCUCCCAUUGCUGGUCCGGUUAUCCAGUAUGGUUCUUACCGAACCUGCCUACUCGCAAUGGGCGGAGCAUUCAUCAUCCAAUUCUUCAUGACGCUGUUCUUCAUGCCGGAGUCGGCCUACCACAGAAGCGGGGCUCUGAACAUUGACACCGGAGACAAAGCCGUCGUUGUUGAAAAGGAAGAGAAGAUAACUGCUGAGCAUGAUGAAGACCAACGGUCACAAAACCUCGAGCAGGAGCCUCAGAAGACAUGGAUGCGAGAACUGCUGCCAUACGACGGAUACUGGCAUCCCGUCCCGUUCUGGAAGACUCUCAUCCGACCAUUUUUCAUGAUCACCUCUCCCAUUGUUCUUUGGGCUACGAUCCUGUUCACGACUUGCAUAUCCUGGCUUGUUCUCAUCUCCAUCUCCAUCUCUCAGAUAUUUUCUGCCCCUCCCUACAACUUCUCCGUUUCGGAAGUUGGCGCAACGAAUGUGUCGCCUCUCGUCGCUACCUUUAUAGGCACCGUCGUCGCGGGCCCAAUCAUCGACGGUCUCGUAAAAUACAUGUCAAGAAUGAACCACGGCACAUUCGAACCCGAGUUCCGCCUACCUAUCAUGACCGCAUACCUCCUCUUCACGGCCACUGGAUUCUUCGCCUGGGGCCAUAGUCUAGACGCACAAGAUCCCUGGCCUGUUCCAAUCAUCGUUUGCAUGGGGCUCAUUAAUCUCGGCGUGCAACUCGGCACGACUGGCCUGGUGGCAUAUGUGAGCGACUGCCACCGACAACAGGCUGCUGAGGCUUUCGCCGUCAUGAACUUUAUUAAGAACAUGUUCGCCUUUGGAAUGACGUUCUAUGCCAACGAUUGGAUCGCGACGCAAGGCGUGAAGGAUUGCUUCUUCGUUAUUGGUGGCAUUACGGUGGGUGUUGUGCUGCUCACUAUUCCGAUGUACGUGUUCGGAAAGAGGGCGAGGAGCUUCACCCAUAGACACAGAUUGGUCACUCGGAUCGAUGAGUGA